Bombyx mori (domestic silkworm) is the source of this 2611-nucleotide messenger RNA. It is a transcript of the gene Neurochondrin, whose product is annotated as neurochondrin homolog. The transcript has a single exon. Gene Ontology annotation, cellular component: dendrite. Bases 190 to 2403 code for a protein of 737 amino acids. Gene Ontology annotation, biological process: neuron projection development; regulation of neuronal synaptic plasticity. NCBI's taxonomy places the organism in Eukaryota, Metazoa, Arthropoda, Insecta, Lepidoptera, Bombycidae. The record is from RefSeq and is a predicted model, not a curated record.
UGAGCUAUAAUUAGAAUAACAUAGUAAGAGAACGUGAGCUCGACGUCCAGAUUUAGCUAUUUUGGAAGAGAACACACUCUAAUUAUAAACGUGAUGUGGAUCGAGUCGCUGUUUGAACGAUCCGACUGCGAUUCCGCGCACUCAGUGGAGCCCUAUUGCGUUUUGUGAGCGUGUCGUGUGUUAGUGACAAUGGGUGAUGUAUCAGAACCAAUCAAGAAAUGCAUACUCAUCUUAAAAAAUGCAAGAAGCGACACCGAAAAAUUUGCUGCCCUGUUUAUGGUGACGAAACUGGUAAAAAGCAAGGACUGCAAUUCUACAGCGAAGAAAGCACUUUUUGAAGCCAUCGGAUUUCAAUUCCUCAAGAAGUUGUUGACAAGCAACAGUGUAGAAGAUGAUUGCCCUCCGUCUGUAUAUAAAUCGGUGGCAUUAUCUGUACUCACCAACUUCUGUAAUGAACCUGAACUUGCAACCCAUCCAGAAAUGCUGGCAAACAUACCAGUAUUCCUUGAUAUAGUACAAACAUCAGAUAAUGAUGACUACGAUGAUAACCUUAUCAUUAUUAGUGAAGCAUACACCUGCCUACAAUGCAUAGCUGAACAUGAAGCUGGCCAAAGAGCUCUUAUUGAUGUUGGUGCUAUAAAGAAAAUGUCUGAAAUCUACUCUCACCAAAGUUUCCAGACAGAUGAAGCACUAAAUAUCCUUGUGAAAUUGGUUAGUCGCUAUGGCCCUGCUGCGUGGGGAAGCGAUCCUAAACCAUUCCAUGCAUUGGUAAACAAAAUUGCUUUAGAUUUUGCAACAGAUCAGUCAGAGAGGAAAUUUGAAUUAGCCACAGUACUUAGUGCACUCUUGUACAGUUGCAACAAAUCUACCGUUUUGCCUGGAUCAUCAGAUGAAACAUGGCCUCAAAGUAUCUACAAAGCUCUUCAUGAUAUUCUCACAAGUAAAAUAGGUAAAAAUCAGAGAGAUCCUGCUUUGAAGUUAGCUGCCAACAUUGUUGAUCUGCUUGGUAUAGAAUGGACUUUUAAUGAUGAAGAAAAUCCUAAGAAAUUCUUCCUACUUCUUUUACAACUUUGUGCCAUUGAAGUAAGAAUGCAAUUGGAAGAUAGAAGCUUCAAGCAAGCAUUUGCUAAUGGAGAGUUAGUAACUGCCUGUUUCAUUGUCCUGGAAUUGUCUAUCAACUACAUGGCUACUGAUCAAUUGGACUUGGAGCAAAAAGAAAAACAAUCUGUUUACACUAGCUUAAAAGGAGCAUUCAAUGCUGUAGUUUCAUUACUGACAAAAGUGUCGAAUGAUAAAAACAAGGAUAAACUUCCAGAAGCUGAAAAAAUAUUUGUUGGAGCAAUGGUUAGAGUGCUGUUUGCCUGGAUAGCUCAAGAGACAACAGCGAUGAGAGAACAAAUCUACGCUUUACUGCCUUUUAUGUUUUCCCUUGCCAAUGAUUCGUUUCAUGCAUACAGAUCGAGAAAACUCGCUGAGAAAAAUAAAUCUGAAGGUGAACCAUUAGAUGAUAACUCCGGACUCAUGGGCCAAAUAGAUUUACUUCGUCUGAUGUUACCAGCACUUUGUCACUUAGCUGUUGAAGAUAAAGCCCGAGAUAUCAUGUUUAACCUAAAACAGGAAGACAUCUUAUAUGAAGCUAUGAAUUUCCACUGGUCUAUUGUGCAUUAUAAGAAACCUCCUAUUCCUAAGUCAGAAAGAGGCAAAGCUAGGACUCAACCAGAGCCAGAACUGGAUCCCAAGUUAUUGGAAGAUAUGAAGGAUUCAAGAGCUGCCAUGGUUAGCCUGUGCAACAUUUUCAUGAACCUGACAGUGUUGGCACCUAAAAUUGUUGACAAUAGCAUGCUGUUUAACACUCUACUCAAAUUCAUUUUCAACAAUUUACCAGAAUUGAAGGACAUCCCUGAAAAUCUUGUCUUACAUGGACACUUGGCAGUACUGGGAUUACUUUUGUUCAAACAACAAGCAAACAAAGUGAAAAAGAAUGAUUUUUCAAUUUGUAGAUAUAUUCAAUCAACUAUCAGGUUUCUUUGGGAUGCAUACAAUGUAGAUGAAUCAAAUGAUCCGACUGCUUUAGUUGUGUCCAUGAGCUAUAAGGAACACUGGAAUGAAAUUGCAGAUUUAUGGUUCCUAGGAAUGCAGACAAUGAGUGGAGUAUUAACUAUAGUUCCUUGGAUAUCAGAAUUUGCUAUUGAAAGUGGUUGGGCCGGUGGAAUAAUUGAAAUGCUUGUGAAAGUUAAGAUUGGUACACUGGCUCCAAACGUUAAGUCAGCCUUUGAAGAUUUUCUUUGUAGAUUAGUUGACUCAAACGAAAGUGUUAUACCUGUCCUCAAAAAAGCAGGUGCCCUAAAAAUGUGUCGGAAUCAUCGACUAAUGGAUCUUGGCAAGAAAUUAUUUGGUGACUAGGCAAUUUAUUUAAUAAAAUUUUACUUUUCGUAGAAAGGUAACAAUGUUGUAUUCAGUAUUUACUUCUAAACAGUUCAUUUUCAAUAAGUCAACAUGAUCCAGUUUUGAUUCACUUGUCAAUAUGCAUUAUGUCUGAAACAUAUUACAACAUUUAAUAACUAACUGAAAAUAUUGUUUUGUAUUUUUGAAAUAAAAACUUCAAACGCAA